AUGGAAAACUCGACCAAUGAAAAUGACUAUGAGAAUAAAAUACCUCUGAAUGCAAUCGUAAAUAUAAAACCAACUAGUUCUGCGCAUCAUAAAUUUGAGAAUGUUUUGAUAGAAAACGAUAUGAAAUUGAUAGCAGUAAACACUAUUGAUGAUAUAAGAUACCUUUGCCGUAUAUGUCUUACAAAUGAAGAUAAUAUGAUCUCUUUAAUGUCUACUAUUGAUUCAGAAUUGCUGGUGGAUAUAUUCUCCUAUGUUACAUCCAUAAAAACACAGUUGGAGGCAGAAUUUCCUCAACAAAUUUGUGAUACAUGUUAUGAUGAUUUAUUACAAUGUUAUAAACUUAGAAAAAAGUCAUUGAAAUCAGAACAAACACUCAGAAAAGUAUUGAAAUUAGAUUCCAGAUGCUGUUCUGAUAAUAUAAGUGUGACAAUAAAGACAAAGGAAAAAGGAAUACAGACUGAUUAUAAUGAUUUCAUUAAAUUAUGUGAAGAAAAUGUUCCAAAAGAUAUAAAUUUUAAGGAUGAAGAUUUAAAAACAGAGUAUGAAGAUGGUCAUGAUAUGAAAACAUUGAUAGAAAUUAAAUCUGAAAAACCGGUAAAGGAGAAAACUAAACUUCUAUUUUGUAAAAUAUGUUCCAAGAAUUUCCGUAAAAUAAAAACAUUAAGAGCUCAUAUGAAGAAGUGUAGAAAAACAGAAGCGAAAAAUUCUUAUCCUUGUGGAAAAUGUAAGGAGACGUUCAGCCAGGAACAAGACCUGCGUAUACAUUCAGCAUUACAUACAAAAGGAAAUAAGUGGACUUGUAAUGAAUGUCAGAAAGAGUUUACAGAGAGGAACCGUUUCCGACGUCACAUCCGUCGUCACAUGGCGUGCUGGAGGCUGGCCUGUGACGCGUGCGGCAAGACCUUCGCUGAGCCGUGCGCGUUACGAAGACAUGCGCGUGUUCAUACCGGCGAGAGGAAGGAAAAGACGCUACGCUGUGACAUAUGUGACAAACGUUUCAGUGACCGCACCCAGCUAGCGACCCACUCCACUCGUCACAGCGGCCUCAUGCCCUGUUCGUGUUCUGUCUGCGGCAAGGCGUUUCCAUCUCAGAGACUGCUCGCCUCGCACGCCCGUGUACACUCGGACUUGAAGCCCUACGCCUGUCUCUACUGUGACAAACGAUUGUUGUUAACUUGUGUUUAUGCAGGUGAGAGACCUUACACUUGCACCGACUGCGGCAGCAAGUUCACAUCCAGCUCGUCUCUAACGUGUCACAGACGGAUACACACGGGAGAGAAGCCAUAUGAAUGUCCUGUUUGUGGGAAGAGGUUUGCUCGCACUCACAUAUCUACUCAUCUGCGGUCUCACUCUGGCGAGCGACCCUUCACUUGUUGCGCGUGUCCAAGAGCCUUUAUUAGCGCUGCGAGGCUGAAAGACCAUUGUCUUGUACACACAGGAGAGAAGCCCUUUGAAUGUGCUAUUUGUUCGGAAAAGUUCGGUCGGAAAAAUUACUUGGUGAAGCAUCUCAGGACGCACAAAAAUAAAGUAAAUAAAGAUACGGUGAAAAAUCAGGAAAUAGUUAUUCUUCAAGAAGUGCCAUUUGUUGUGGAAGAUGACGUAAUAUAUAACGAGGACCCUGGUAAUGAAGUUAAUACUAUAAGAAAUAAAAAUAUAACUUUGGAAGUGUCCGAAGAAAUUCCAAUAGGAGUUUCCGGAGAACUUAUUUUACAUGAAAAUGGUGAGGAGAAGACAGAACUGGUUGUAGUAGACAACAUGCAGAACAGUAUGAAUUAUACCAAUGAUAUAUGUCUUGAUGGGAACGUCAACUAUGUGAAUGAUGUCAGUUUAGUUCCAGUCAAUGAUGAUGUACCUUCAUCAGAAUCACCUGCCGAGGAAACUACCAUGAAACUGUACAAAUUGGACCAAAGCUUAGUACAAAUACAAACAUCCACCGGUCAACUUACUAUAAGGAAAAUGACAGCUAACUUUUAA
Messenger RNA from Danaus chrysippus (African queen), 1974 nucleotides. NCBI's taxonomy places the organism in Eukaryota, Metazoa, Arthropoda, Insecta, Lepidoptera, Nymphalidae. The record is from the annotation of a GenBank genome assembly.